AUGCCGAGGGUUGUUAAUAACGCGUUAUUUAAGAACAUGCAAGCUCUUAGUAAAAGAGCAUUUCAUGUAUCUCCCUGUAUAUCAAGAGGGAGAUCGUCUUUUUUUAAUAUACAUAAGAAGGUGACUGAACCUGAAAAACAAGACCCAGAUUUUUUUGAAAAGAGAGCUCGUAAACUUCCAUUAGAUGAUCACUAUAUAACAGCUUUGGGUAAACUGUAUUAUGAAAAAAUCGGCUCGGAGAGAGAUUUAGGGUUGAAAGCUGCUGAUAACUUGGUUGCUAACACUGAGACUUUUGGUCUUCCUGAGGUAGACAAAAGCAAACCAAGGACAGCUUUUAAAAACUUAGAUGAGCUUGCUAAAGCUCCGGAUGCGGUAAAAAAAAUAUUCAGUAUUGAAUUCGGUACUCGCAGAGAUUUAACAACAGAAUGGAAAAAUCUAAUGAUCAGUAAGGUUAAUCGGCAUUCACUUGAUGGGGAAAGUCCGGAAAUGAAAAUUGCUUGGAUGACAGCGCUUAUCCGUCAUUGGUCCCAGCUCGUGGAUGAAAUAAGUAAAACAACUCCCAAAAAACCUACUUGGUUAACUCAUCGAAUUUGGUUGUUUGUGAAUCAUAGAAGAAAGAUGCUUCGUAUUCUCAGAGAGAAGGAUGCGGAGGCUUUCGAUAGAGUUAUUAAUGAACUGAAGAUUGCUUAUCAUGUACCUAAGCAGCCUGAGCAUGUCAAAACAAGAAAAGCGUGGGCUGAAGCUCAGUUGCAGUUAAGAGUAGAAGAAGAAAAAGAAAAAAGAUUACACUCUCUUCAUGAGAAGUUCAUUGGUGAACGUGAAGGGAAGUUAGCCAAGAAUCAAAAAAGGAAAUCUGAUCUUGAGGAAGAGCUGAAAAAAAUCGAACAGUCUAUGCACAACAUUUCCGUACUGGAAGGAAAAGUUACAGAUGUGCAAGGUGUGUAUGAGCCUUCGUUAGUUGGAAACUUAUCAGAAACUGUUAUGCACUCGAAUCUCUUCUACCAUCCGAAGCCUACAAUGGCUAAGCAAUAUUAG
Molecule: messenger RNA, 1035 nt
Organism: Auanema sp. JU1783
Lineage: Eukaryota; Metazoa; Nematoda; Chromadorea; Rhabditida; Rhabditidae
Source: the annotation of a GenBank genome assembly